UCCUACAUAACACAACAUAAAACUCGACUCUGCUUCUUAAUUCUUAAUUUCACUAGGUAGCCUAAAGGACAUACAAAUGGGUUCAGGAGCUAAACAGCAGAAACCACAUGCAGUAUGCGUUCCAUACCCAGCACAAGGCCACAUCAACCCCAUGCUACAAUUAGCCAAAUUGCUCCACUCUAAAGGCUUUCAUAUUACCUUCGUAAACACUGAGUAUAAUCACAAUCGAUUGGUGCGGUCUCGAGGGCGUGAGGCCGUCGCUGACCGCCCGUCCUUUCGUUUUGAAACUAUAACUGACGGGAUGCCCCCGAGUGACGAUGUUGACUCUACGCAGGACAUCCCGUCUCUCUGCAUCUCUACCGAGAAGCACUGUCUCGGUCCUUUUAAGCGGCUCCUUGCCCGUCUCAAUGAGGCGGGUGAUGUGCCACCUGUAAGCUGUGUGGUUUCGGACGGUGCCAUGUUUUUUACGAUUGAUGCGGCUGAAGAGUUGGGCAUUCCGGAGGUUUUGUUUUGGACUGCUAGUGCUUGUGGUUUUUUGGGUUAUGCUCAAUACGGAAAGAUUAUUGAGCUGGGACUUGCUCCCUUCAAAGAUGCAAACUUCUCUACCAAUGGUGAUCUUGAAGCAGUCCUUGACUGGGUACCAGGCAUGAAGAACAUCCGACUACGUGACAUCCCAAGCUUCAUUCGAACCACUGACCCUAACGAACCUACGGUCGCAUAUAUUCAACGAUUAGUCCAUCACUCGAAACGAGCUGCAGCCAUUAUCUUCAACUCCUUCGAUGCAUUGGAAGAUGAUGUUCUCCGAUCUAUAUCCUCCAAUUUCCCUCCCACUUAUGCGCUCGGUCCCUUGCACCUCCUCCUUGAGUCGAUGGAGGCCAUUAACGAGGAAACGAAAUCAAUCAGUACAAGUCUAUGGAAAGAAGAUCCACAUUGCCUAGAGUGGCUUGAUUCUUAUGAACCAAACUCUGUUGUUUAUGUCAAUUUUGGAAGCAUAACGGUUAUGACUAAUGAUCAAUUGAUAGAAUUUGCAUGGGGACUUGCUAAUAGCAACCAACCCUUCCUCUGGAUAGCCAGACCAGAUUUAGUCAUUGGGGAUUCGGCGGUUCUUCCACCAGACUUUUUAGAAGAGACGAAAAACAGGGGACUUAUUACGAGCUGGUGCGAUCAAGAGCACGUUUUGGCUCACCCUGCGAUUGGGGGGUUUUUGACUCAUUGUGGUUGGAACUCGACAAUUGAGACUUUAAUUAAUGGUGUCCCUAUUGUAUGUUGGCCUUUCUUUGCGGAGCAACAGACUAAUUGUUGGUAUUCUUGUACUAAGUGGGGUAUUGGGAUGGAAAUUGAUGCGAAUGUAAAGAGAAGUGAAGUUGAGAGACAGGUGAGAGAGUUGAUGGAAGGAGAGCAAGGGAAGGAGAUGAAGAGAAACGCAAUGAAGUGGAAAAAGCUGGCUUACGAGGCUACUGCUGUUUCAACUGGGUCUUCCUACAACAACUUGGACGAGGUCAUCAAAAUUCUUCGGUCCAUAAAAUAGAAAUUUGAUUAUAAACUCCAACACAAUUAUUAAGGAAGUGGCUUGUAGGAUGUGAUUUAAAGGAUUCAAUACUUCAAUUUGUGACAUUUUUUUUUUGUCGUUUUCUUUUUUUGAUGAUUGUAAAAUGUAAUUCUUUUUAUGUUGUAUGAUUUUUAAUCAAUAAAUUAAUUUUAAUUUAAAAAAUA
Molecule: messenger RNA, 1713 nt
Organism: Beta vulgaris subsp. vulgaris (sugar beet)
Lineage: Eukaryota; Viridiplantae; Streptophyta; Magnoliopsida; Caryophyllales; Amaranthaceae
Product: 7-deoxyloganetin glucosyltransferase
Exons: 2
Coding region: 77-1528 (483 amino acids)
Molecular function (GO): UDP-glycosyltransferase activity
Source: RefSeq, a predicted model, not a curated record